GUUCUAUCCCUCACUGAUUGUUUCUGAUUCAGGACGGCCCCACAAAGACUGGGACUGCCCGGGCGUUGGACUGUGGGGCUGGCAUUGGCAGGAUCACCAAGAGACUCCUGUUGCCUCUUUUCAAAGCGGUGGACAUGGUCGACGUGACUGAAGACUUCCUCAACAAAGCCAAGACCUACCUCGGCGAGGAGGGUCGGCGGGUGAGGAACUACUUUUGCUGCGGCUUACAAGAUUUCAGUCCGGAGCCCGGCGCUUACGAUGUCAUCUGGAUCCAGUGGGUGAUAGGACACCUGACAGACGACGACCUCUGCAGCUUCCUGAAGAGAUGUCGGCUGGGCCUUCAGCCCAACGGCCUCAUUGUCAUUAAGGACAACAUGGCCCAGGAAGGGGUCAUCAUGGACGACGUGGACAGCAGCGUGUGCCGCGACCUGGACGUCGUCCGCAAGAUCGUCCACCGGGCCGGGCUCAGCUUCUUGGCCCAAGAGAAACAAGAGAACUUCCCCGAUGAGAUCUACCACGUCUAUACUUUGGCCAUGAGAUGAGGGCUCUGGCGGCUAGGAGAGAGAGAGAGGAUGCUUUCCCAGAAGAGCUCUGGAGCCACGUCUGAGGGAGGAACCUCCUCCAAGGAGCCCCUCCAACAGGGGCAGGGGGGCUGAGACCAGCAACCCUAGGAGCCGGUCCAAACAUCUCGGGGCGCGUCUUGACUGUUUGCUGAGUCUGGUUUUUGGUGGGGAAGAAUUUGAGCCUCUUGUCCUCCAGUAAAGGCCGAGGCUUAGAAGAAAAUAUAUUUGUGCUGUUGGUA
Messenger RNA from Sphaerodactylus townsendi, 802 nucleotides. It is a transcript of the gene NTMT1, whose product is annotated as N-terminal Xaa-Pro-Lys N-methyltransferase 1. The record is from RefSeq and is a predicted model, not a curated record. Gene Ontology annotation, molecular function: N-terminal protein N-methyltransferase activity. The transcript has 2 exons. The coding region runs from base 135 to 542 and encodes 135 amino acids. Gene Ontology annotation, cellular component: cytoplasm. NCBI's taxonomy places the organism in Eukaryota, Metazoa, Chordata, Lepidosauria, Squamata, Sphaerodactylidae.